This is a messenger RNA of Botrytis sinoallii, 954 nucleotides long. RefSeq lists its product as uncharacterized. NCBI's taxonomy places the organism in Eukaryota, Fungi, Ascomycota, Leotiomycetes, Helotiales, Sclerotiniaceae. Gene Ontology annotation, biological process: rRNA catabolic process; nuclear mRNA surveillance; poly(A)-dependent snoRNA 3'-end processing. Bases 1 to 954 code for a protein of 317 amino acids. Gene Ontology annotation, cellular component: cytoplasmic exosome (RNase complex); nuclear exosome (RNase complex); nucleolus. The record is from RefSeq and is a predicted model, not a curated record. The transcript has 2 exons.
AUGUCUGAUCGAAGGAGAAUAAAUGGUCCCCCCGGUGGAACAAAUCCACCAGUCUUUUUAAAGUAUCUUACCAAAGAUUCAAAGAAUCGUCCAGAACGACCAUCUAGGAACAGGCAACCCAAUGUUUUAAGGAAAAUUUUUUUAAAGACCGGUGUAACACCGUCAGCCUCAGGAUCCGCAUAUCUCGAACUUGAACCAUCUCAACCCUCAAAUCAAUCAGCGCCAGGCCUUGCUUCCCUCUCUACAUCUGGUCUCAAGCUUGCAUGUACCGUCCAUGGCCCUCGACCAUUACCUAAGUCUGCCGCAUUUUCACCGCAUAUGAUCCUACAGACGCAUGUCAAAUAUGCGCCAUUUGCAGCUAGAAGAAGACGAGGAUAUGUUAGAGAUACAAGUGAAAGGGAUCUUGGAGUGCAUUUGGAAACGGCAUUGAGAGGUGUAAUCAUUGGUGAUAGAUGGCCUAAGAGUGGAGUAGAGAUAAACAUCACGAUUCUUGAAGGCGAGGAGGAUCAUUGGUGGGGUGAUGAUAAAUCUUUUGGUUCGUUGACUGCUGGUGGAUGGGGUAUGAUGAGUGUACUCAGUGGUUGCAUCACCGUUGCUUCUGCGGCUAUUGCCGAUGCUGGAAUCGAUUGUGUUGAUGUUGUUUCUGGCGGAGUUGCCGCUUUAGUACGUUCACCGGCCACUCCAGAGCAGGAUGGCUCUACUGAAUUGGUUCUGGAUCCAGUACCAUCUGAACAUAAGGAGAUUCUAGCUGCAUGUAUUGUGGCAUAUCUUCCAGCUCGAGAUGAGAUCACAGACCUUUGGGUGAAAGGAGAUAUUGGACAUUCAACUGAGUCUAAUACUGAUGAUCCAUCUUAUGAAAAACUUACAGAGAAUGCGGUACAGGCUGCUUUGGGUGCACACAGGGUUCUUAUCGGAGCUCUGAAGGAAACUGCAGAUAUCAAAUUCAGAAGAUGA